Molecule: messenger RNA, 5312 nt
Organism: Zeugodacus cucurbitae (melon fly)
Lineage: Eukaryota; Metazoa; Arthropoda; Insecta; Diptera; Tephritidae
Gene: Np
Product: serine proteinase stubble
Exons: 10
Coding region: 1255-4623 (1122 amino acids)
Biological process (GO): proteolysis
Molecular function (GO): serine-type endopeptidase activity
Source: RefSeq, a predicted model, not a curated record
UAGUUCUUGCUAGCGCAGUGUCCGCCGUCGUCAAUCCGCCGUUAUCACCAGCGGCGCUUAUGAAAGUUGCUGUUAACCGCAGCUAUAGUGUCCAGCAGUCUUUCAGUUGCUCGUGCGACUUUUACCCGAACUGUUGCUUCGAAUGCACUAUACGAUAAGCUGUAAAUCAUUAUAAUAAAAUAAACUAAAAUAAUCAUUACACAAAAAGAAAAACUUGUGCUAGAAAAAAUUAAUCUCACCACAGUGCAAUAACAACAAAAUAAACAGAAAAAGUUGCCAACCAAACCAAAAGCAGCUAAAACUACACAAAAAACUAAAUAAAGAACUAACUCAAAAAAAAAAAACCCGAACUAAAAAGUAAUACAACAAACAAUAACAACAACUACAUUUAUCUUCAAAACCAGCUGAGCAACGCGUCCGCAUUUUUCGAACGAUUUCACAAGCAACGCACACAAAGCGUGCUAACGCCUGAGCACGCAACAAACUUCACCCCUAGCAGCCACCGACACAAUAACAACACCGCAGUAGUGGUCCAGUUCUUGCAACAGCAAACAACGCAGCAAGAAAUGACUUUGGCCUUAGCUACACACACAAGUUUCGCUGUAUAAUUGCAGCAGUGAGAAAAAGGAAAACAAAAAAACAACAACAACAAUAAUAAUAAAAAAGCAUUUACGGCCAGCGACGCCCAGUCAAAGGCAAGCCACUGACAUCGAACUAACUGCAUUUGAGGCCAGAGUAUUUUGUGCCACACAACAACAACAACAAGUGUAAGCUGUGUGGAAGGCAUAGCCAGCCAAAGGCGAAAUUGAAAACGCAAACAAAUACAAAAACAACAAAUUAAUAAGCAACAAAUACAACAACUAGUUGACAGGCGCAGAACGUUAAGCAAACUGGCGCGCAUGCGAUGUAAAUUGUAUAUUUAAAUUGCCAGCCAACACACACACACAGUGUUGCAUACACCAACAACUUGCAACGUGUUGCAUGCAUGAAGCUGUAGUGAAGCCACAAAAGCGUACGCACAGCACCAUCGCCUGCAUUUGCCACAACGCAGAUAGCAACAGAAAGCAACAACAACAACAAUAGCAACAAGCGCAAAACACUUUGCGUGCAACACAGUUAGUUAGUUAGCUUUGUGUGGCACAAGUGUAGCCGCACAGAAACCAGCGCUCUUCGUGCUCAUCGUACUGCCAACAGCAGCAGCAGCGAUAACAAUAACAACAACAUACGCACCGCCUUAUCUCCCUCUUGACCUGCAUGAUGGGCACAAUACGUCAAAUAAAACCGGCCUCAUUUCCACCGCCUGCCUGCGACGCAACUACCCAUGCCACAGCAGCCACCGCAACGAGAACGUCAAACAGGAAUUCCACUUCAAGCAUGUCAAGUAAAUAUAGUGCAAAUAAUGCAAACAAAAUGCAUCAAGCAGCAACAGCAACAACAACAGAAAUGUUGAAAACAGCAACAAAUACACCAAGCAAUGCAACACAGCAGAAACAACAAGACAACAAACACCUGCAUCCCAACAACUACAACAACAAUACAAACGCAUGGCAAACGUUAAAAGCGGUUGCCGCAUCACUGCUGCCGCUGCUCGCAUUUCUGCUGCUGCUCAGCGACAGUGCAACACCAACACAGGCGACGCCCGUCUUUGUCGACAAUCCAAGCUUAGCACAGUUUCAAUCAGGUCGUAAUAUACGACAUUUACCCUGCAUUGUACGCAAGUCUGGACGCUCGGGUGUUUGUAUGUUCGCCAUCGAUUGUAUUAAACAGAAUGGCACACAUUUGGGCACGUGCAUUGAUCGUUUCUAUUUUGGUUCAUGUUGUCAGCUGAAGGAUGACGCUGCUCUCUUCGCGCCCGAAAUCAGCGAUAAUAGCAUCGAUCAAAACACAAUUUCACACUUUCCACACGAGUCGACCACACUACCCACUAGCACACUGUUCAAACUCACCACUCUCGGCCCACACCACACAGUACAAAGUAGCAGCAAUAGUAUUAGCGAAACGGUGAGGAAUGUAACACAAAGUUAUCUGCAACAAAACAGUCCCAUACACGGCGCUAAUGGCAGUAGCAGCAUCAGCAACAGCGAUAAGGGCGAUACAACACCAAUCAUAACAACGAACACAACAAAACCAGUUAAGCUGACUACAACAACUGCGCCAAAACGUCCAGCAGUGCAUACAACACACAAGACGUCACAGUUUGUGGUGCGUACCACGGCGAAGCCAACUGUUGCACCAACAACAAUAAAGCCACCACGACGCAAAACUACAGUUACGAGACCUGUACUCACCACGACCGCAACUCAAUUGGAUACACGUGUGGAAGUCACCACGCAGCCACCGAAAUUCUUUACUUUCCAGAUUGUAGAGACCACUACGCCAUCGGGAACGGAGAGUAAUAUAAAGUCAGAUGAAGUGACGACCACACAACGGCCGGUACAUACUACGAAUCGUUAUCGACCACGUCCAACAACCACCGAAGUACCUACACAAUAUGUAACCACCACCCUGAAACCAGCUGAGAGAUUUACUACGCGUCCGAGACCCUUGAUUACGCGUCGACCGACGACAAGUCGGAAACCGCCGCAGACGAAGCCACGCCCCACGUCGAGCGCUAAGCCGACCAGACGGCCAGUGGAUGCCGACACCAACGAAGCGGUGAAACCGAUUUUACUAAAUGUCACCACAACUGGCAGUAGGCCGGUGGCAACAACACAUCGCCGUCCAACACCAACACCGGCUACAACCAUAAGUAAUGACGAGUUACCCACCACUGUGCAAGAAACCAAGGUGCCAAAGCCAGCUGAGUCCGUACCGCAAACGACACAUGCGCCAAGGCCACGACCCCAGCCGACAGCAGAGAUUGUGAAGGUACCAUUUGUCAGCGCUGGACCUACAACAGCAUCGCCGGCACCAACAACUUCUACAACAACCGCCGCGCCGACUACCACAAGAACUACAACGAAGCGUCCAAGUAGCACAACAACCCACACGAAACCAACAGCGCCGAGCACCACCACAACAACAACAGCAAGAACAACAACAACUACGCAGAAGCCAACAACACCAAAGCCUCAUAGAACCACUACAACUACGACCUCAACGACAACCACGAGAGCUCCAAUCAGCAGUACCACACCACAACCGCCAGUCUUGACUACAGAUUCACCUAAAGUCGAGGUACCAAUGCUUGAGCUGACGACAACAACGCCUGGUUUGAUAACUUGGACAAAUAUAGACAACGAGCCGACGACCAUCAACGCAACCUUCGAGUGGGGUCCACCACCAACCGCGCUCACGCAAGAUGCUAGCAAUAAAACAGCGGAAUCACCAAUCACCACAAAUGCCACAGCUUUCACCACGUCAUCGCCACCCAUCACCAGCACCAUGAUAUCCGUUUCAACCAGUAUUAGUGAAAUAAUGAGCAACAUAACCUCAAUUAUGCCCAAACCGGAAAGACCAUCGUCGGUGAUGAGUACACGUCCACCUAAACCGAAGCCCACGAAAACAACGGAGAGUCCCGCACCAAGUACGAUAUCUACACCGAGCAGUACAAGCACCACCACAACUACGACAACAACAACGCCGAAACCCAAACCUAAGCCUACGAUACCGUCAACAACAACCACUUCAACAACUACUACCACCACCACAACAACAACCACUGAGGCACCUAUUGAAUUGGUGGAGGAGACAUCGUCGUCAACAACUAGCGCCGAGCAGAGUACCGAAGGUUUCUCCACCACUGGCAGUGGUAUCUUUGGCACCACCGAUUACAGCACUGAGGAUUUCAAUGGCACUUUGUCAUCUUCGACAUCGGCGCCGGUGAACUCGUUGGAGGGCAUGGAUUACAGACAAAUUUGCGGUCGUCGCAUGUUCCCCGAACCGCGUAUUGUGGGUGGCUCGAAUGCCGCUUUCGGACGUUGGCCAUGGCAGAUAUCGCUGCGACAGUGGCGCACGUCGACUUAUCUGCAUAAAUGUGGCGCGGCGUUGCUGAAUGAGAAUUGGGCCAUCACAGCGGCGCAUUGCGUGGAAAAUGUACCACCAUCUGAUCUCUUGCUGCGCAUGGGCGAAUACGAUCUGGCGGAAGAGGAGGAACCUUACGGCUAUCAGGAGCGACGCGUACAAAUUGUAGCUUCUCAUCCACAAUUCGAUGCGAGAACUUUCGAAUAUGAUUUGGCGUUACUGAGAUUCUACGAGCCCGUCGUCUUCCAACCCAACAUCAUACCGGUUUGUGUGCCCAACAGUGACAUCGAUUUCGUGGGACAAACAGCAUUCGUCACCGGCUGGGGACGACUCUACGAAAAUGGACCACUGCCAAGCGUGUUGCAAGAAGUCGCUGUACCAGUGAUCAACAACACAAUCUGUGAAUCGAUGUACCGUGUAGCCGGUUUCAUUGAGCACAUACCGCACAUCUUCAUUUGUGCGGGCUGGAAGAAGGGCGGCUAUGACUCUUGUGAAGGUGACUCUGGCGGUCCGAUGGUGCUACAGCGCGAAGACGACAAACGCUUCCAGUUGGGCGGCGUCAUUUCUUGGGGCAUCGGCUGUGCGGAGGCCAAUCAACCGGGCGUUUAUACGCGCAUCUCCGAAUUCAGAGAUUGGAUUAAUCAAAUAUUGCAGUUCUAAGGCAAACAACAAAAACCACACACAGCGUUUAUAUACCGAAAUACAUAAAUAUGUUUGUAUUGUAUUUAUAUUAGAGUAGCGAAGAUUUUUUAGUAUUUAGUAUUUAAAUAAUUUUAUUUUAGUAGUUUAGCAGACAGUUCAUUUCUCAUUCUCUUCUAAACUCGCUCAGUAAAGCCCAAUUUAAAAAAUGAAAGCCACAAGCAAAACGGUAACGGUAAAUGAAGAAUCUAAUUGGUAAAUAUUUACAAUUAUCACUUCAACGCCACACACACACGAACUUAUGGGUGUGUGUGUGUGAAAUUUUUGAAAGAGAAAAGCAAAACUCGUGCUUUGGUUAUAGCAAAUACAAAUAUUGGUGAGCUACUAACGCACCCAUUCAACAUAACAGUUAUAAUCAAAGCAACGACUUGCAUGAAUUUCCGCUUCCCCACGCAUAUGAACAACAAAAAUCAAUAUUAGAAAAAUAAAAUCAGAAUUUUUUGGAAUUAAAAAAAAAAUAUUUUCAUAAAAAUAUAAAAAAAAUUAAAAAAAAAAAUUUAUAAAAAAGAAUUUAAUAAAAAAUAAAUUAAUAUAGCGUAAAAAAACAUUUUAACUAUUUAUAUACAUAUCCAUACAAACAUUAAUUAUAUGUAAAAUAAUUACAAAAAAAUUACCGUUAGCAUUAUUCAUAUUGUACAUACAUUGAUAUU